Messenger RNA from Vanessa tameamea, 649 nucleotides. RefSeq lists its product as uncharacterized. The record is from RefSeq and is a predicted model, not a curated record. NCBI's taxonomy places the organism in Eukaryota, Metazoa, Arthropoda, Insecta, Lepidoptera, Nymphalidae. Bases 39 to 542 code for a protein of 167 amino acids. The transcript has a single exon.
UUAUUUUUUAUAUUUUUUUUAAUAAUAAUCAAACAAACAUGGAUAUGCCCGAAGUUACUAGAUGUUUUGGUACUUUUCCUCCAAAACACGCGACUUAUUUGAUCGCUUUAUUUGGCCUAGGAUCUGGAGGGGUCGGGUUGGCAGGAAUAAUACUCUACGGUAUUAUCGAAAAUGCUUUAUUAGUGUAUGUACUAGGACGCCGUGGAAUAAACGUGGAUGAAAGUUUAAAAAAAGCUGUAUUAUUAACGAUUGGCUUGUCAUCUUUACUAUUGACGGUAGGGAACGCACUUUUAUUUCUGGGUGCUACUACACAAUCCCGAGGUGCUUUGUCUGUUGGCGUCUAUACUUUAUUAGCGAUGUGUUUAAUUCUUUUAUUUGGGGCCAUAAGCGCUCCUGUGUCAUGUUUCUUCUUUAAAACCGCAUGUCUAAUAAAGAAAAUAUCAACUGCUACGAUGGUUCUAAGUUCUAUUGUUUUGACUAUAUUUAUCGAGGUAUGGCUUUACUUUUUGGUUGUCGCCCAUAAUUAUUUAAUACAAUUAUGAAGUGCUUUAAAAUGAGAAUUUUAUGCUGUGACCUCUUAAAUGUAUAUUAUAUAAUGUAAAUUUAGAGGAGUGUCUAUACGUAACUCAUACAUAGAAAUGUAUUUAUA